UUCUUAGUUUAGUUCAUUUCCCCCUGAAUUUAGAACCUAAUACCAGCGUUUUCUUUUUUUAGAACAAGAGAGGAGUUGUGAAUGUGAUAUGUAUUCAAGUUGUGGUGCCAAAUCCAUCCCUAUUGGGCAUGGGAAUGAAAUUUGGGUUGUUCCCCUCCACCGAGACACACAACGGAAUACUUAAUUCAGAACCGCGCUACCAUGGAUUUUAUCCAAAUUUGAAUAUCCGAGCAAGAGAAAACGUCUGAAAAAUCAAUUUUCCAGCCUCAAAACCAACCUCUUUUUUUUUUUAAUCUCCUACCUCAAAUCCCGCACCGAUUAAACCCCUAACACCAGAGCUGUAAAGCCUUCUAGAACCUUCCACCCCUCCUCCCCAGAACCCUAAACCCUAGCGCCAUGCGCCGCCCUCAUGGCCGCGUCGCGGCGAAGCAGAGCCGCCUCCGGGAGGCUGACGAGAUCCGCCUCCUCGACGAAUGGAUCGACGCCGGCAAGCCCCUUCCGGGCACCAAGCCCCCGCCCCCCUCGAAAUCCGCGGGAGCGGGGCUGGCCACAGCGGCCGGGGAGCACCCGGAGUACGGGGCGUGCACGCGGUUCGACGAGCUGCCGCUGUCGCAGAAGACCAAGGACGCGCUGCGGAAGGCGGGGUACACAGAGAUGAGCGAGAUACAGCGCGCCGCCUUGCCACACGCGCUCUGCGGCCGCGACGUCCUUGGCGCGGCCAAGACCGGCUCCGGCAAGACCCUCGCCUUCGUCAUCCCGGUUAUAGAGAAGCUGUACAGAGAGAGAUGGGGUCCAGAGGAUGGUGUGGGUUGCAUUAUUCUUUCCCCCACAAACGAUUUGGCUGGGCAGAUUUUUGAAGUGAUCAGGAAGGUGGGAAAGUUUCAUAACCUUAGUGGUGGUGUUAUUGUUGGUAAGCGCAAAGGUAUUGAGGAAGAGAAGGCACGUGUGAACAGCUUGAAUAUCCUAGUGUGCACGCCUGGGCGGUUAGUCCAGCACUUCAACGAGACUGCUAACUUCGAUUGCUCACAGCUCCAGUUGUUGGUGCUUGACGAGGCAGAUCAAAUUCUUGAUCAUGGUUUUAGAAGUCAGGUUGAUGCUAUCAUUUCUCAGAUUCCCAGAGUUAGACAAACUUUACUGUUUUCUGCUACACAAACGAAGUCAGUUAAGGACCUUGCAAGGGUUAGCCUGAAGGAUCCUGAAUAUAUAAGUGUGCACGAGGAGGCUAGGACGGCCACCCCAGAUACUCUUGAGCAGUACGCCAUGAUUGUGCCUCUUGAACAGAAGCUAAAUAUGCUCUGGAGCUUCAUUAAAAGGCAUCUAAAUUCAAAAACAAUAGUCUUCUUAUCCAGUGUCAAGCAGGUCAAAUUUGUUUUUGAAAUUUUCAAGAAACUUCGUCCUGGUAUUCCUUUGAAAUGCAUGCAUGGACGGAUGAAACAUGAAGUACAGUUGGCCAUAGUUGCAGAUUUCAAUGAAAGUACUUCAGUUCUGUUUUCAACUGAUAUAACCGCUAGAGGACUGGAUAUACAGAAUGUGGACUGGGUGGUACAGGUUGAUUGCCCAGAAAGUAUUGAUAAUUACAUCCAUAGAGUUGGUCGUACAGCUCGUUACAAUAAGAAAGGAAAAGCUCUUAUGUUCCUUUGUCCUGAGGAAGAAAGAAUGCUUGAAAAAUUGAAGGCAACCGAAAGUAAAAUACCUAUACAUAUUCGAAAGCCAAAGGCGGAGCAACUAGAGCAGAUAUCUCAGACUAUAGCAUCGGUGCUAGUUAAAUUUCCCAAUCUGCAACAAUUGGGUAAAAGGGCUUUUGUUACAUAUCUCAAGUCAGUGUACCUCCAGCAAGACAAAGAGGUGUUCGACCUGAGCAGGUUCUCUGCAGAGAAGUUUGCUGCAUAUGCUGCUUCACUUGGUCUGCCUGUUACCCCAAACAUCCGCUUUAUAAGACACAAGAAGAAUGUGGCGAAGAAGGAUAUGGAGGAUACUGAUAUGAAACAGAUGGAAUCCAGUUCCAAACCUGAAGUUAACACCAAUCCACAGUUCAACAGUGAUUUGAUUGUGGAUGAUGGAAAUGACGACAUCCUUUAUCCCAAGAAGCCCAAUGCAGAUGCUUGUAUGGAUAAUGAAAUUGACGUUAUCCUUCAUCCUAAGGAGCCCACCACAUAUGCAAAUACGAAACCAGAAGUCGACGAACUUGGAAGGCCCUUAAAAAAGAAGAAACUGAAGAUAAACGUGCACAGGCCAGUGGGAACAAGGGUCAAGUAUGAUGAUGAAGGCAACGCCAUCCCUCCUCUCGCGUCCGUAGCCGAAGAAGUGGCUUCAGAAGCUGUGGUUCACAAGGAUAAAAUUUCCCAGCGGUAUGCGGAGAUGCUCAGAGAAAUGCGGGAGCACGACAAGGAGGACAAGCUCGAACACAAGAAGAGCUUGCGUGAGAAGAAGCUGCUGAAGAAGAUGAAGCGCAAGAGGCAGGAGACCGAAGCUGGGUCAGAGGAGAAUAGCGGUUCAGAAUCGGACAGAGUUAGAAACGCAGCCAGCAAGGGUAAAAAGAAGUACUUUGAUAGUGACGACGAAGGCAAUGAUGCUGUGAAGGAUGGUGACGUUCUCGCUCAACAGGAAGCAUUGGCACUGAAGCUCUUGAGUAAAAUGCACAGUUAACUUAGGAAAGUGAUGGCGUAGGUUGCUCGUGAUGUGGGUUGCCUACCUUAGUGAGCUCCCCAAACCGUAGGGGGUGAAAUUUUGACCGUGCCGUGGUAUUUUUUUUCCUAGUUCUUCUGGGAGUUAAUAUAUGAGAUACUAUUCCACUUAUCAGGCAUA
Molecule: messenger RNA, 2805 nt
Organism: Phragmites australis (common reed)
Lineage: Eukaryota; Viridiplantae; Streptophyta; Magnoliopsida; Poales; Poaceae
Product: DEAD-box ATP-dependent RNA helicase 32-like
Exons: 8
Coding region: 397-2646 (749 amino acids)
Biological process (GO): rRNA processing
Cellular component (GO): nucleus
Molecular function (GO): ATP binding; RNA helicase activity; nucleic acid binding
Source: RefSeq, a predicted model, not a curated record